Messenger RNA from Phycodurus eques (leafy seadragon), 2846 nucleotides. It is a transcript of the gene mcm3, whose product is annotated as minichromosome maintenance complex component 3. The record is from RefSeq and is a predicted model, not a curated record. Gene Ontology annotation, cellular component: nucleus; MCM complex. The transcript has 17 exons. The coding region runs from base 81 to 2537 and encodes 818 amino acids. Gene Ontology annotation, molecular function: ATP binding; single-stranded DNA helicase activity; single-stranded DNA binding. Gene Ontology annotation, biological process: DNA strand elongation involved in DNA replication; double-strand break repair via break-induced replication; DNA replication. Lineage: Eukaryota; Metazoa; Chordata; Actinopteri; Syngnathiformes; Syngnathidae.
CUACACAAGCUUGCACAUCUUUCCGAGUUGUGUCGCCUUCAUUCGUUUUGGGUUUUUUCUUGUACACAAACUCUUACAUUAUGGAUACCGACGUUGUAGACGACCGGUUGAUGAGGGAGGCGCAGAGGGAUUACCUGGACUUCCUGGACGAUGAUCAAGAUCAGGGCAUUUACCAGAGCAAAGUCUGCGACAUGAUCAGCGAGAAUAAGUCUCGUCUCAUCGUCAACAUGAACGACCUGAGGAGACGCAACGACGCGAGGGCUGCAAAGUUGAUGAGCAAUGCGUUUGAAGAGCUGAUGGCCUUCCAGCUGGCCCUGAAGGACUCUGUGGCCUCUGUGGACGCCACCUACGCCAAACAGCACGAGGAGUUCCACAUCGGCCUGGAGGGAAGCUUCGGCUCCAAGCACGUCACCCCCAGGACGCUCACCUCAAGGCUGCUGGGCAGCAUGGUCUGUGUGGAGGGCAUCAUCACCAAGUGUUCUCUUGUGCGCCCCAAAGUUGUGCGCAGCGUCCACUACUGCCCUGCCACCAACAAGACCAUGGAGAGGAAGUACACAGACUUGACUUCUUUGGACGCGUUCCCUUCCAGUGCCAUCUACCCCACCAAGGACGAAGAAAACAACCCUCUGGAAACAGAGUUUGGCCUGUCCAUCUACAAGGACCACCAGACCAUCACGGUGCAGGAGAUGCCGGAGAAAGCCCCCGCGGGCCAGUUGCCUCGCUCUGUGGACAUCAUUUUGGACGAUGACCUAGUGGACGUGGUUAAACCAGGAGACCGAGUGCAGGUCAUCGGAACGUACCGCUGCCUGCCGGGAAAGAAGGGAGGCUUCACUUCUGGAACAUUCAGGACCAUCAUGAUCGCAUGUCACGUCAAACAGCUGAGCAAGGAAGCGUCCCCGUCCUUCAAUGCUGACGACAUCAGCAAAAUUAGAAACUUCUGUCGCAGUCGCUCUGUCAACGUGUUUGAUCAGCUGUCUCGCUCGCUGGCCCCCAGCAUCCACGGCCAUGAGUACAUCAAAAAGGCAAUUCUCUGCAUGUUGCUUGGUGGUGUGGAGAAGGUCCUGGAAAACGGCUCGCGCAUCAGGGGAGACAUUAACAUCCUGCUCAUUGGUGACCCUUCCGUUGCCAAGUCUCAGCUUCUGCGUUAUGUUCUCCACACCGCACCCAGAGCCAUCCCCACCACUGGGCGGGGCUCCACUGGGGUGGGGCUGACCGCCGCCGUCACCACCGACCAGGAAACUGGGGAGAGGCGUCUGGAGGCCGGCGCCAUGGUGCUGGCCGACCGCGGCGUGGUAUGCAUCGACGAGUUCGACAAGAUGUCCGACAUGGACCGCACCGCCAUCCACGAGGUCAUGGAGCAGGGUCGAGUCACCAUCGCCAAAGCCGGCAUCCACGCCCGCCUGAACGCCCGCUGCUCCGUUCUGGCGGCCGCUAACCCCGUCUAUGGCAGAUACGACCAGUACAAAACCCCCAUGGAGAACAUCGGACUGCAGGACUCUUUGCUGUCACGUUUCGACCUCCUCUUCAUCGUGCUGGAUCAGAUGGACCCAGAGCAGGACCGGGAGAUCUCGGACCACGUCCUCAGGAUGCACCGCUACCGUGACCCCCGUGAGCAGGAGGGCGCAGCGAUGGCUCUGGGUGGCUCAGUCGACGUCCUAGCUACAGACGACCCGGACGCUAUCGCACAGGAGCACGAAGAGCUGCAGGUCUACGAGAAACACAACAACCUACUGCACGGAAACAAAAAAAAGAGAGACAAGAUCGUGAGCAAGGAAUUCAUGAGGAAGUACAUCCAUAUUGCCAAGGGGGUGACGCCGGUGCUGACGGAGGAGGCGGCCAAUCACAUCGCAGAAGAGUACUCGAGGCUGAGGAGUCAGGAGCAGCUCAGCGCAGAUAUUGCCAGGACGUCCCCUGUGACGGCCCGAACGCUCGAGACUCUGAUCCGUCUGUCCACGGCUCACGCCAAGGCGCGCAUGAGCAAAGUGGUGGAGAUGGAGGACUCCGAGGUUGCGGUUGAGCUCGUCCAGUUCGCCUACUUUAAGAAGGUUCUCGAGAAAGAGAAGAAGCGUUCCAGAAAGGAGCAUGCUUCUGGAUCGGAUGAUGAGGAGGGGGACGUAGAAGAGGAAGCAUCUACACAGCAGUCACAGAGAUCUCAGAGAAAGAGGGGGCGCCGUGGGUCUCAGAGCAGCGAGCCCUACAGUCCCUACGACUUCAGUGAAGAGCAGGAUGUGCCUGAGAUACAGGCUGCCACUGUGAAAAAAGCCAAGUCCAAGCCGGUGGAGGAGGAACAAAUGGACGCCUCCUCACUGGCUGACAGCUCUGAGCUCUCUCCUGAAAGGCUGAAGGAGUUCAAGUCGUCCCUGUUCGCCGUGUUCCAAUCUGCUCACGCUCAGUCUGUAAAGAUGCCGGCCCUGAAGGACGGCGUCAACAAAGAGCGUCGGGUGCCAUUCACGGAGGCGGAGGUCCGCGCCGCUUUGACUCGCAUGCAGGACGACAACCAGGUCAUGGUGGCUGAUGACAUCAUCUUCCUCAUCUGAGAGGAGGUGGAAGGUCAUCUGGCAAUUCCGUUCCAUGGACUUCAAAAGAAUCAAUGUACAUUUAUAGGGUUUUUGCCAUCUUUUUACAGUUUGACAUGCAACUCACACUUUUUGGAGUCACACAGUCAUUGAAAUUAUUAAGAGUCAUUCUGCAUCUGUAUAUCUAUUAAACUGUUGCUGUUUAAUAAUGGUUACAAACAUUGUCAUACAUUAUCUGCAGUCAAAAACAUGUUCCUACAAAUUCUGUAAAUAGAGUAGAAGCAAUUUGUAAAACGUAUAUGACAGUACUUGUUACAAAAAUAAAAUACU